AUGGCAGAACAUUCAACUACAAAUAAAAAACCAGUCAUCGCUCUUGAUUGUGAUGGAGUUCUUUUGGAUUAUCAUGCAACUUUUGGUAAAAUCUAUGAAAAAACAUUUGGAAAACAAUUAUCAGUUGUUUCACCAAAAGCUUAUCAUGUGAGAGAAAUGUAUGGUGUUAAAUUUACUGAUGAAGAAGAUAAUCAAUUUGAGGAAGUAUGGAGGGAACAUGCUUGGAAAACAAUGCCAAUGUAUGAUGGAGCAUUAGAAGCAUGUCUUUUAUUACAUGAAGCUGGUUAUGAAUUAGUUUGUGUUUCAGCAAUGCCUGCAGAAUAUGUUGAACAUCGAUUAGAAAAUUUUCGUUUACAUGGUUUUCCUAUUGAUAAAGUUAUUGGUACAGGUUAUGGUCAUAGUGAUUAUAAGAAAAAUCCAAAAAAACAAAUUAUUGAAGAUCUACAUCCAAUUGUAUUUGUUGAUGAUUUAAAAAGAAAUUUUAAAGAUAUUCAAGAUGUUCAUACAAAAUUUGUUUUUAUUGAUCGAGAAUAUCAAAAUACUCCCAAUUCAAAUGAAAUUAUUUAUUAUGAUGUUAAAUAUUCAUCUCUUCUAGAAUUUGCUCAAGAUUUUCUUAAAAGUGAAGAACAUGGACGAAGUAUUGAUUGGUCAGAAAGACCGGCUCAUCUUAUUCCUUCGAAGUAA
Messenger RNA from Adineta steineri, 684 nucleotides. The record is from the annotation of a GenBank genome assembly. Lineage: Eukaryota; Metazoa; Rotifera; Eurotatoria; Adinetida; Adinetidae.